Molecule: messenger RNA, 1355 nt
Organism: Paramecium pentaurelia
Lineage: Eukaryota; Ciliophora; Oligohymenophorea; Peniculida; Parameciidae
Source: the annotation of a GenBank genome assembly
AUGACAUAAAGAGAAGAGGUAUUUAUAUAUAUUAUUAAAUAAUAAUAAGACACCAUAUUUCAGAGAUUGUUAAAAAUUAGGUGGUAUUCAAUAGAAAGACAUUUAUCUAUCUCCAACAAAAGCAGCAACAUAUUUGUAUCUACUUAAUCAUGUAAAUAAAUAUAUAGUAUAUUAUAGUGCGAUAAAAGUAUUGCCAUGUAAUUUGCAAAAAGACGUGUAUGUAAAUGGGAUACAACAAUCGAAUAGGAUGGACCUGCCAAUUGUAGAAUUCUUGUUCCAGUUUAAAAAAGAGAAGUAUAGAUUAAAAUAAUAAUUUAGAAAUGUAUUAAUGGUUGGCAGAAUGUAGGAUAUGAAGUAUUUUAUUAGAACAAGGAUACAAUUGCAGAUUAAAAAUAAUUAAAUUUGGAUUAUGAAAAUGAUGAAAUAUAAUAGUAAUUAGAGAAUAAUGAAAGAAUGCUCACAAAUGAUUUUAAAUAUUAGAUGAAGAAUUUAGCUAAGUUCUAUAAAGAAUUAAAUUAAAAAUAUAGAUUGAAUAUUUAGGAUUCUGAUUUUAAAGAAAGAGUUUAAAAAGCAAAGGAAUAAUUAUAGAGAUAAAGAAAUAAACCGUUGUAAUAUUUUAAGAAAGAUGGUGUUAAAUUCGUAGAAUUAUUACAUGAACUUAAUUAAGCAGAUAAGCGUUAACAUACAUUAUUAGAAAGAUUUAAAGCAUUUAAUCAAUUAAAAGCAUCUCAAUUUAGAAUCAAAGAAAAAUUACCUGAAAAACUUUACAAUAAAACAACUAAUGAUGAAGAUUCAACUCCUAUGAAUAGAAAUAAAUUAUUAAAGAAAUCUUGUAAAUUUUUAGGUUAAACAAGUAGAAAUGUUACAGAUACAUUAAAAAUGAAAUUUCAAUUAAAAGAUAAAUCUUAUCAUAUGUCUAAAUAAUUCGAUAAUUAUACUCCUAAUCUCCUUAAAGUAUAAUCAUAAUCAUCAAUAUCUUUUCAUAAAAAGAAUAAAACAGAUAAUGAAGAAUAUCUUGAUUUAUAACUUAAAAAAUUCGCAAAUAGAAUGAUAUAACCUUAAUCUAAUGUUUAAGAAAUUAAUACUGAAAAUAUUAACAGAUUAAUUGAAGUAAAUAUUAUAAAAUAAAUAAAAAGAAUAAAUCUAAUUUAAAGUAAUUAUGUUUAAAAAAGAUAUAAUCCAAAGCCUUAUUAACUUAAUCAGAACAUCGUAGUAAAACAGAAAGAUUAGAAUCUGAUUGUAAUGCUCUAUUUACUUCAAGAUCAAGAGAUAAAGAUUCUACAAAAGCAUCUAUUAUUUUUAAAAGAUCUUAAUUAUUAACAUCUUUUACAAAUAAAUCAGAUUGUAUUAAAUGA